Molecule: messenger RNA, 1106 nt
Organism: Panicum hallii
Lineage: Eukaryota; Viridiplantae; Streptophyta; Magnoliopsida; Poales; Poaceae
Product: protein MKS1-like
Exons: 1
Coding region: 1-834 (277 amino acids)
Cellular component (GO): nucleus
Source: RefSeq, a predicted model, not a curated record
AUGGAGCAGUAUUCCUCCUCCAGCGCGACCACGUCCUCCUCCUCGCCGUCGCCGUCCUCGCAGCGCGGCGCCGGCGCCAGGGAGCUGCAGGGCCCGCGCCCGGCGCCGCUCAGGGUCCGCACGGACUCCCACAAGAUCAGGAAGCCGCCGCCGCUGCCGACGCAGCAGCAGCAGGUGCGGGAGCCGGUCAUCAUCUACGCGGUGUCGCCCAAGGUCGUGCACGCCGACCCCAGCGAGUUCAGGUCCGUCGUGCAGCGCCUCACCGGGGCGCGCCGCACCCACACGGAGGCGUCCUCCUCCUCCUCCGUCGUCCCGGCGGCGCCGCAUCAGAUUAGCCGUCAGAUGCCGUUCUUCGGCGUCGGCCACCACGCCCCGUCGUCGUCCUCUGAACUGAUGAUGCUCCCGCCGCCGCCGCCGCACUUCCCGUUCCAGCUGCAGGAGGAAACAGCAGGCGGGGCGCACGAGAUGACGACGACCCAGCCAGCGCUCUCGCCCGCGGCACGCCUCGCCGCCAUUGAGCAGGCCAGCUCCGGCCUGCUGCCGCCAUUUCCGAGCAUCCUGUCGCCAGGGCCGCUCCCGGCGAUCCAGCCGAGCUUCUUCUCCCCGCCGGCCGGAGCCGGUAAUAACUCGUUGGGCAUCAAUCUGUUCGGCGAGCUGAUCAGCCCGGCGGCGGCAUUUCUUGGUGCAGCCAGCGGCAGCAUCAGCACCGUCGCCGGUGCAAUCGGUCAAAAUCCAAGUUUAUUACAACGAGAAGCGUCGCCGUCGGCUGCUGGUGCCUACUACUAUUGGGGGGAUCUCUUCAACAACCAGCAGUAUCACCACCAGAACCAGUAGUAGCUUCGGCUUCCCUUAUAAAUGCAAAUGAGAACGAAGUGGUCGUUCUUUCUUGGACUGAUAGAUGGCAAGGCAUUCAUGCAUGCAUGCAUCAGCUGAUGAGACCAUGCAUGAUCGAGCGAGUCAUGGGUGGCCUGUGGACUAGCAGCUACUGGAUUGACAGUUAGUUUAUUUCCUUUUUGCCAUUAUUUUUAUGAGAUGAGAUACAUUUAUAUGCUGUAGGGAGUAACAAACAUGUAGCUGCUGUAGUUAACUAUGUAGUAGGCAGUAGC